UCCUCAGUUACCCAGCAUGGGCUGAGGUGGCCACACCCCGGCAGGGGUCUCAACUUCAGGAAUAGCUUUAAAGCCUGUUGGAGCUUGAACGCUGGAUACUUUGAAGUUGCCCUCAACCUGGCUGAAGCCCUUCCCAGCACAGUUGGCCGAUAUGAAAAUCCAUGGACAAUCCCAAAUAUGCUGUCAAUGACAAGAAUUGGCUUGGCCCCCGUGUUGGGCUAUCUGAUCCUUGAAGAAGAUUUUAAUGUUGCACUAGGUGUUUUUGCUCUAGCUGGGCUAACGGAUUUGUUGGAUGGAUUUAUUGCUCGAAACUGGGCCAAUCAAAAAUCAGCUUUGGGAAGUGCUCUUGAUCCACUUGCUGAUAAAGUUCUUAUCAGCAUCUUAUAUGUUAGCUUGACCUAUGCAGAUCUUAUUCCAGUCCCACUCACUUACAUGAUAAUUUCAAGAGAUGUAAUGUUGAUCGCUGCAGUCUUUUAUGUCAGAUACCGAACUCUGCCAACACCGAGAACUCUAGCUAAGUACUUCAAUCCCUGCUAUGCUACCGCUAGGUUAAAACCCACAUUCAUCAGCAAGGUAAAUACAGCAGUCCAGUUAAUUUUGGUGGCAGCUUCCUUGGCAGCUCCAGUUUUCAAUUACGCUGACAGCAUUUAUCUUCAGAUACUGUGGUGUUGUACAGCCUUCACUACAGCUGCGUCAGCAUACAGUUAUUAUCACUAUGGUCGGAAAACUGUUCAGGUGAUAAAGGGCAAAUGAGAGGCAUCCAGCUCCAGCGGCAAGGAAGCGACUUGCAUCAGCAGCAGCAGCAGCACCAGCGAAAGCUACAGGACUUUCCCCAUCUUGGUGUUCAGCGUGUGAAAGGACUUGUCAGGCAAACCAUGUCUCAAACCGAAGGAACGGACGUCGAAGAUAAGCUCUAUCAUGGGCCUACGCAGAAUUUCCAGUGUAUUUUUAAAUACAAAUAAAACUAUAAUGUAGAAUUUUUAAUCUUAGGUUUUUGAUUAAUUUGUGAGAUGAAUUAUUCUAGUUAUUGUCUUUUUUUUUUUUUUUUAAUGUUUUUAAAAAACAUAGUUGAUAGUAUUGAAACAGGAAAGCAGGAGGGAUUUCCUGAGAUUAGAUAUAUACCCUACACAGCGUGGCUAUGAGUUUUUAUGUUUGAAUUUUAAAUCUAUAUACACAUUAACAUUUCAUGUGGUGAAUACCUGACAGUUUGAAAAGGUGAGAAUAAACUUAGCUGCGGGGUAGGGUAAAGGUGUAAAGAGCCUUAAAAUGCCAUAAGUUUUGAAAAUAAAAAAGAUCAAAUAAAAUAGACGGUAUUGAAGUUUAUCAGUAGUCUUCCAGCCUCUCAGGUACCAAAUAGUUUAUGUAUUAGGAAAACAGGUAACAUGGGAGUCAGACUAGGAGAAUACGUAAUAGGCUUUGCAUCUAAAAGGCCAAGAAUUACGUCAUGCCUCCCCACUACUUCUAAUGUGAUGUUUGUAUGAUAUUGCAGCCUGUACUCAUAUGUCAUGUAAAUAAUACAAAACUUUAUAUUUUUCAGAGUCUCUUUUUUUUUUUUUUAAAGCUUUGGGGAGUCUUCUAUUGUUAACUCAAUAAAAAAAUAAAAGAGCUUGGAAAAACGUGCCUUCUUUCCA
This is a messenger RNA of Peromyscus maniculatus bairdii (prairie deer mouse), 1631 nucleotides long. RefSeq names its product cardiolipin synthase 1 (gene Crls1). The record is from RefSeq and is a predicted model, not a curated record. Gene Ontology annotation, cellular component: mitochondrion; membrane. Gene Ontology annotation, molecular function: cardiolipin synthase (CMP-forming) activity; CDP-diacylglycerol-glycerol-3-phosphate 3-phosphatidyltransferase activity. Gene Ontology annotation, biological process: cardiolipin biosynthetic process. Lineage: Eukaryota; Metazoa; Chordata; Mammalia; Rodentia; Cricetidae.